AUGGAGGAUGUUUGUCGGCAAUUCAUUACAGAUCAGAAGAUCAUAAUGUCCAGCAAAUCAGCUGAUCCAUACAGAGGCUACAGCUGUGCUAGAAAAUUCAAGAGCGAUCUCGCUGAUCACGUUGGAGAUGUCUUUGCCAAUGCAGUUGCAAUUCUUUUGCAGGGAAAACUGCGCCCACUUGUCAACCAGUAUACAAUGACGAACAAAGUCGGCCGCUUGACAAACAAAGUCGUGGGGAAGUACAUACUCAAGACAGACAACACUAUACAAGAUCUCAAGAGUAUGCAGCAUGCCAAUUAUAUACGUGCAGUUAGUUUUGACACAUCUGGGGCCGGACCUGUAAAUAACAUAAAAGUGGCCAAGCUCUACGCCAAGGAGAUAGCCAGCUCGGAUACUCCUGGGUCUCUGAUGGAACUGAGAGUAGCUGCCGAGCACUACGGCCAGAAGGUCACCAUUUUUACUGAGAAAAAUGGAAAGCUAGUCAAAGACAGCUCUAUAAAUCCGUCAAAUAAGAAGACGCACGAUGAGAUUGAGUUAGUGUAUAUCCCUCCGCCGGAUCCCAAUUCAGUGGGUCAUUAUGAUGUCUUGAUCAGUGGAGUUCGGAGGAGGGUUGAAGCAGACCAGAGCAAUUGUUUGUUCCACGCCUAUGCCUUCUCACGAGACCCCAGCCUCUCACGCUCACAACUCAAACAAGAGGCUGCUAAAUUGAGGCAGACUGUUGUUACUGACAUCACAAAUGAGCCCGGUAAGUUUGCCGAACAUAUCAAGCUUAGAGUACAGAUGGAUAAUCUGCGCAGAGGCAAUCGAUUCGCCAUGAUAGGAGCCGGACCACCAAAUCAUAAAACUAAAGUUCUGGAUGGCUUCUACAAGCAAGCAGUGAAGGGAGAUACGAUUUUUACUAUGUAUGAGCAAGUCAACACUAUCAAGUGCAAGGCUUGGAGAAGAUAUAACAAAAACCUCACUGUCGACAGUAAGAAUGUUGUUCAAGAAACAGAUGCUCGGCUGUCCGAAUUUAAAGUUACGAUGGAUAAUCUCAACCUAGUAGAUGCCGCUGGCAUGCGUUGCUGGCAUACUAAGGCAGUGGUGGGCAUGAUAAGCCGUUUAAAUCCGGAUCCUAGGGAAUCAGAAGUAUCCUAUCACUUGUGCCCUAGUAGAGGGGGUGCUAACGCAGGAGACCAGUAUGCCAACGCCAUCCCUGCAAGCCCACACUACAACAACCUCGAGAAAUACAUCUGGUCUAAACCACUGAAAAAUGUGCUUGCCAAUCAUGACUUCACUAUGACUGUGAGAGGAUAUUGUGGACCUUUGACUCAAUCCUAUCAGGGUAAGCGUGAUAUAGACGAUCAAACAAAGGCAUUACUGGAUUUGAGGUAUGCCUUGGUUGAAGUGAUUGAACCAAGAGCGUACAGGUUGCAAGAUCCAACAACUUUCACUGUGCAUAUCCCACCUGGAGCCACUGUAACUCAGAAAGACCUUGAUGAUAUAAUCGAGGCUACACACCAGAAAGAGUCGGAUAUUGGAGCUGACACUGACCUUGCUGCUCGAACAGUCACCUUCUACAUGCCUCAGGAUUAUGAGCUGUUCACUCCUAUAGACCUCACUUUGUUGCAGUCCAAUGGAGAGCUAUAUCCUGGGGAGUUGACCCAAGCAAAGGUCAAGCAGAAAAAGCUGAGGAUUAACAAGUCCCCGUACUAUCGAAGCAAGCCUAAGGGUACCAAAACAGCUCAAGACAAGAUUAAUUUUGCCAACGACUUUGCCGCUUUUGCUGUUUGAAACUUUGAACGUUGCAUGAACUGAGAUAUAAUAUUUAGUUGUAUAUAUUAGAGAGUUUAGUUGUAGUUUUAUGAGUCCAGUAGUAUUGUCAUCAGCUAGAGUAGGAGUUUUGAACAAACCACAAAACUGUACUUUUAUAGCUAGCUAUUAUAGACUUUCAGUAUAGUGAUGCUUAUUUUUUGAAAAGUAGUAGAGCGUUAAUUGUUGAGAAUUGUAAUUUAGUGCCUUAG
Molecule: messenger RNA, 2003 nt
Organism: Halichondria panicea
Lineage: Eukaryota; Metazoa; Porifera; Demospongiae; Suberitida; Halichondriidae
Exons: 1
Coding region: 1-1773 (590 amino acids)
Source: RefSeq, a predicted model, not a curated record